Molecule: messenger RNA, 690 nt
Organism: Mercurialis annua (annual mercury)
Lineage: Eukaryota; Viridiplantae; Streptophyta; Magnoliopsida; Malpighiales; Euphorbiaceae
Exons: 1
Coding region: 85-543 (152 amino acids)
Source: RefSeq, a predicted model, not a curated record
CCUUAAAUUUCUAAAAAAAACUCACUAUUCUUGAAAACACUUUCUUUAAAACCAAACACUAAUCACAAAAACAAAACCAAACAAAUGAACUCAAAUCCCAUGAAAACAACAUUACAAGAUUCCCGAGAAAAUGAGAAAGAAAAUGAAGAGAAAAAUUUAGCUGUAUGGGAUUUAGGUAGUCCAUUGUAUGACUCAUAUGAGGUGGUAACACUUAGCCAUCUGAUCGAACGUCAUCUUAUGAUACUUCCCUCGUUUGGAUCAUCAAGAAUUUCAAAUAAUAAAAUAUCCCCCGAUGAUCAUGUAGCUGUUUCCACCACUCUUGUUGUCAGCUCCGGUGCCGGAAACGGUGGCCGUGAUGAUCGGAGGUCUUUGGUUAAGAGUUUGAGCGGAUAUGUUAGGGCAAAACUGCGGAGGAACAGAAGGAAUGCCGGAGAUGAGAAGCCGGAGAAAGUGAAACGUAAACUUCGUCGUGGGUUUUCCGAUAGGUUUGGAUUUAGUCAAUCAAGAAGGAAUAUUUUUACAGAACGAGAAGAGCUAAAAUAGGUAAAAAUGUAACAACAGAAUCUUGAUUUUCUUGUUUUAAGAUUAAAAUUUGUAUUUCAUUCUUGUUUAGUUUUAUUUGUUGUUAUUAAAAAAAUUAAAUGUCAUGCACACAUAUGUUUGAAUAUAUUAGAUUUGAAUUUUAUUUUC